AUGUCCUCGCUAAUCGACCUUGCGCAGACUAUCGCCGUAGAAGCCAAGCGCCUCGCCGACUACAUUGAAGAAAACAAUCUCCCCAAUCCGUCAUUCGCGGCCGAUGGGCCAGCUUUCCUUCCCAUUCCCUCAGACAACCAGCAACUAAAAGCCUCACAAGGUAGGCUGCAUGCUGCAGCGCAAGACAUUACGGCGCUGCAAUUCCACGACAACGCCAGUCUCCACAUCAUCAUCCGCUUCAAGAUCGCCGAUGCGAUUCCCAAUACCCCUGACGGGGCUACGUUCGAUGCCGUAGCAACUACCACCGGCCUCCCAACCUCACUCAUCGCGCGUCUCAUCCGUCAUGCCUCGCUCUACUACGUGUUCCACGAGCCGCGCCCCGGUGUUGCCGCACACACGCGGGCGUCGCUUGCACUCCGCACCGGCGAGGGGGUGCGCGAUCGGCUUGACAUGGUGUUCGAAGAGCUUGGGCCCGCUUCACUACGGGCCGCGCACGCAUUAUCUGCUUUCCCGGGCAGCGAGGAGCCGAACGAGACGGGAUUCGGGUUGGCGUUUGGGGGGCAAUCGCUUUACCAGUACCUGAGCGAAAGGCCGGAGCGCGCGCGCGUUUUCGGAGGCGCUAUGGCGACGCAUCAGGAGACGGCCGGGCGCAUCAACAAGAUUGACAGCUUGAUCGAAGGUUUUAAUUGGAAGGGUCUGGGACAGGCAACGGUCGUGGAUGUGGGCGGGUCGCACGGCCAGGUGAGCAUCGCCAUUGCUAAAGUGGCACCUGAGCUGCGCUUCGUCGUGCAGGACUUGCCGACUACGGUAGAGCAAGGUAGGAAGAUGCUCGACCCGGCGCUGGCGCACAAAAUCUCCUUCAUGGCCUACGACAUGAACGACGUCCAGCCCGUGGCGGCCGAUGUCUACCUUUUCCGUCACGUGUUCCCCAACUGGCCCCGGAAGUAUUGUGUCAAGUUCCUCAAGAACCUUGUCCCGGUCAUGAAACCGGGAGCAAGGGUCAUCCUCAAUCAGGGCUGUUUGUCCAAAUGCGACACUUUGCCCCGUUGGGAGAACAAAUUCAUACGGUGUACCGACAUGUGCAUGUUGAGCAAGUUCAAUAGCAGCGAGAGAACUGAAGAAGAGUGGAAAGAAAUCUUCAGAUUGGCUGACCCGCGCUUCAAAUUCUGCGGGGUCCGAGACAAUGCCAGGGAUGAUGUGUUCUUCGUCUACGAAGCUGUAUGGGAGGAAAAUGGGUCUGAAGUGCCGAACUAA
Lasiodiplodia theobromae is the source of this 1254-nucleotide messenger RNA. RefSeq names its product O- protein. Gene Ontology annotation, molecular function: O-methyltransferase activity. Lineage: Eukaryota; Fungi; Ascomycota; Dothideomycetes; Botryosphaeriales; Botryosphaeriaceae. The record is from RefSeq and is a predicted model, not a curated record. Bases 1 to 1254 code for a protein of 417 amino acids. The transcript has 4 exons.